Molecule: messenger RNA, 843 nt
Organism: Gregarina niphandrodes
Lineage: Eukaryota; Apicomplexa; Conoidasida; Eugregarinorida; Gregarinidae
Product: putative RNA recognition motif protein
Exons: 2
Coding region: 1-843 (280 amino acids)
Biological process (GO): regulation of gene expression
Cellular component (GO): nucleoplasm
Molecular function (GO): RNA binding
Source: RefSeq, a predicted model, not a curated record
AUGGACACGGGUGGCAACAUCGUUGAAAGGCAUUUUUCUUCCUUUGGAGUGGUGGAGAGGAUUGUGUUGCCCGUGGAUUCGCACACGGGAUUGCCGAAGGGCUUCUCGUUCAUUACGUUUACGGAGUCUUCCGCGGUGGAGUUGGUGCUAUCGUGUCCGCACGUGAUUGACGAGGUGGAAGUGGAUUGCAAGCCGGCGUUUCCGCGGAACUCGACCAAGUCAUUGCACGACCUGGCGGGCGUGCCGGGAACUUUGUUCAAGACGCGGAAGUUGUUUGUGGCGGGGUUACCGACCACGGUCACGGACUCGGAGCUAGUCAAUCACUACGCGCGUUAUGGCCAGGUGCUCUCCGGACGUGUGAUUAAGGACAAGCGCUCCGGUCAUUCGCGCGGUUUCGGCUUCGUCGAGUUCGCAACAGAAGCUGCCGUUGAUAAGACCAUGUCCAACUUCUCUUCUCACCACCUCGGCGGCAAGUGGGUCAUGAGCAAACGUGCUAGCAUGAACCCGCCCAAGGAACGACCGAGUAGCCUGGCCAACAUGUUGGAGCCGGCCGUUCGCGCUGCAGUAGUUCGAGCGCUUUCAGCCUCGUUCUCCGUGCCCAGAGGCUACCACGACUACGACUAUAGACGGGGGUCACCGCCCCGAAGACCCUACCACCGAGGGUGCUACCACGAUCACGGUAACAAUCAACACCGAACACAUAUGCGACCAACACAUAUGCGACCAACACAUACGGGACCACUACGUAUGCUACGUGCGCGCGGAAAACAUAUGUAUGACAGCGACAUACUUAUGUCGAUGUAUGCAACAAUCCAUGUGACCGACGCGUGCCACUUUGUGUAA